GAAGUCAAUCAGAUCAUGGAGACAAAUCUCUGGCUGCGACAUAUUUGGAAUGAUUAUAAAUUGCAGUGGAAUCCAGUGGAAUUUGGUGGAAUUGAAUUUAUCCAUGUGCCGUCAGACAAAAUUUGGAAACCUGAUAUUGUGCUUUACAAUAAUGCUGUUGGAGAUUUCCAGGUUGAAGGACGAACCAAAGCUCUUCUCAGAUACGAUGGCACCAUCACCUGGACACCACCUGCCAUUUUUAAAAGCUCCUGCCCCAUGGAUAUUACCUACUUUCCCUUUGAUCACCAGAAUUGCUCUCUAAAAUUUGGAUCGUGGACAUAUGACAAAGCCAAGAUAGAUCUUUUGAUUGUCGGUUCCAAAGUAGAUAUGAAAGACCUUUGGGAGAACAAUGAAUGGGAAAUAGUGGAUGCUUCUGGCUAUAAACAUGACAUAAAGUACAACUGCUGUGAGGAAAUCUACACGGAUAUAACCUAUUCUUUUUAUAUCCGAAGGCUCCCCAUGUUUUACACCAUUAAUUUGAUUAUACCUUGCCUGUUCAUUUCAUUCCUGACUGUAUUAGUAUUUUACCUUCCAUCUGACUGUGGAGAGAAAGUAACACUUUGCAUCUCUGUCCUCCUUUCACUGACUGUUUUCUUGCUGGUAAUCACAGAGACAAUUCCCUCAACUUCUUUGGUCAUCCCACUAGUGGGAGAAUACUUACUAUUCACCAUGAUAUUUGUGACACUCUCUAUUGUGGUAACAGUGUUUGUACUGAAUAUCCAUUACCGGACUCCAACUAUGCAUACGAUGCCCAACUGGGUCAAAACUGUCUUCCUUGGUCUUCUGCCCAAAUUUCUCAUGAUGAAGAGACCCAUACAGAAACAUGCUGACUCCCAACCCCCCAAACCUGCGAAAGAAAGCGCCACUAAACCCAGCAAGCCAAAGGCAGAUGAGCUUGCAGAAGUGAAAGUCCUCGGUGAGCACCAGUGCUGCCACUGUGACAACUCCAAGGAUGUGAGGAAGAAAAGGAGACAGAGUUGCCAGUCUGCCAAAUGGGAGGCUGAAUCAAUCGAGUAUUCCCCAGAGGUUAAGGAAGUCAUUAACAGCGUUCAGUUCAUCGCAGAAAACAUGAGGUGUCAGAAUGAAACUAAAGAGGUAGAAGAUGACUGGAAAUAUGUUGCCAUGGUAAUCGAUAGAGUAUUUCUGUGGGUGUUCAUAAUUCUCUGUGUAUUUGGAACAGGGGGAUUAUUCCUACAACCAUUGAUAGCAGAUGUAGAAGAUGACUGGAAAUAUGUCGCCAUGGUAAUCGAUAGAGUAUUUCUGUGGGUGUUCAUAAUUCUCUGUGUAUUUGGAACAGGGGGAUUAUUCCUACAACCAUUGAUAGCAGAUGUAUAA
Messenger RNA from Protobothrops mucrosquamatus (brown spotted pit viper), 1374 nucleotides. It is a transcript of the gene CHRNA6, whose product is annotated as cholinergic receptor nicotinic alpha 6 subunit. The record is from RefSeq and is a predicted model, not a curated record. Gene Ontology annotation, molecular function: transmembrane signaling receptor activity; acetylcholine-gated monoatomic cation-selective channel activity. The transcript is spliced from 5 exons. NCBI's taxonomy places the organism in Eukaryota, Metazoa, Chordata, Lepidosauria, Squamata, Viperidae. Gene Ontology annotation, biological process: nervous system process; signal transduction; chemical synaptic transmission. Gene Ontology annotation, cellular component: neuron projection; synapse; postsynaptic membrane. Bases 16 to 1374 code for a protein of 452 amino acids.